Syzygium oleosum is the source of this 1319-nucleotide messenger RNA. RefSeq names its product E3 ubiquitin-protein ligase SDIR1-like. The record is from RefSeq and is a predicted model, not a curated record. The transcript is spliced from 9 exons. The coding region runs from base 156 to 986 and encodes 276 amino acids. NCBI's taxonomy places the organism in Eukaryota, Viridiplantae, Streptophyta, Magnoliopsida, Myrtales, Myrtaceae.
UUCGCUUCGCUUCGCACGGCUUAAUCCCUAAGCUCACUUCACCUCUUCCGCCUUCAACUGCAAAGUGCAGGUCAAUCAAUCAUCUCGUCGCGCACCUUCCAUGGCUAUUGCUCGAGCCUUUUGAUCUAGGAAGACACCGGCACCGCAUUGCAAAUAUGAGCUUUGCAUACAGAGGAAACAGAGCAGAUAUUGAGAGUGGAUUUCCAGGAUUUAUACAUGAACGGCCAACUCUGCGUAUCCAUGGCCAUCGGCCUGUUAAUUCCAAUUCUCUGGCUUUUCUCGUAACAGCAGUUCUUUUGCUAUUCAUGGUGUUGAACUCCCAUCAGAUGUCAUCCAACUUCCUGCUAUGGCUUGUUGUUGGUGUCUUUUUGCUGGCUACAAGCCUGCGGAUGUACACUACUUGUCAGCAACUUCAAGCUCAAGCCCGAGCUCAUGCGGCAGCUGCCAGCGGCUUACUUGGCCAUACUGAAUUGCGUGUCCACAUGCCACCAUCAAUAGCAUUUGCUACCAGAGGACGGCUACAAGGAUUGAGGCUCCAGCUUGCUCUGCUUGAUCGUGAAUUUGAUGAUUUAGAUUAUGAUACCUUGAGAGCACUGGACUCUGAAAACGUAUCCACAACUCUUUCUAUGAGUGAGGAGGAGAUAAAUACCCUGCCUGUUCAUAAAUACAAGGCUUCUGGUGUCCAGAGAGAUGGCUCCUCGCUACAGAAAGCAUCAUCCUCUUCGGGCUCUGAGCUGAAGCAAGAGAGCAGAAAUGCGGAUACAAGUAUGAAAGCCCCGGAGGAUGAAUUGACUUGUAGCAUAUGCUUGGAGCAGGUCAACAGAGGCGAGCUUGUUCGUAGCUUGCCAUGUUUGCAUCAGUUCCAUGCUAACUGCAUUGAUCCUUGGCUGCGACAACAAGGCACAUGCCCUGUCUGUAAAUUCAAGCUCGGCGCAGCAUGGCAGGAAAGCAGGGAUAGCGAGUCGGAUGGAUCGGACAUGGUUUAAAGGCUAACCAAUUACGUGUACCUACUUAUGUUAAUAUGUUGAUGUGUAUCAGUUCUAUAAGUCAAUAAAGUUCGUAUUUUAUAUUAGCAUUUGGUAGGAGCUAUGCCCAUGUUGGACUUACAGUAGCUUGCAUAGAUUUAGCAGAAGGCAUACAUAACCCUGGGUGUUACGGGUCAGUCGACGGAUUGAGAACCGCAAUUUGUGCCUUUCGAGUACAAAAUUAAUCACUGUACACUCGAGGAUUACUCAUCAACUACUGUGUAAAUUUGUACUGAGACCAGACUAGUAUGCUUGGAUGUUACAUAUACAAUCGAUCAAUCUGUUUGGUGUAAA